Cucurbita pepo subsp. pepo (vegetable marrow) is the source of this 1803-nucleotide messenger RNA. The record is from RefSeq and is a predicted model, not a curated record. NCBI's taxonomy places the organism in Eukaryota, Viridiplantae, Streptophyta, Magnoliopsida, Cucurbitales, Cucurbitaceae.
UGAUCGAGGGAGGAGGCAUCAUCAUCAUUUGGAUGCUUUUCAGAAUCUGAUUUAUUAGCAUCAUCGGCGGCAUCGGGAGUGCGGCCAGAAAAAGAGAAAAAUAAAACGAAGCGACAACAAGAUAUGAAGCUGGUCAAAGUGUGCUGAGUGCGGAAAUGGAAGCUGCUUACAGACAACCGAGCGAAGAAGCUAUGGAGUCGAAGAGCACCGACUUCAACCAUCUCACUGUUCUCCACAACGCUAUGAUUGUCACAAUGGAUCCCGACAGCCGUGUCUUCCGGAACGGCGGAAUUGCGAUCUCCGGCGACAAAAUCAAAGCCAUCGGUCACUCUUCCGAGAUUCUCCUCCAAUUCUCUGCUUCUGCCGACCACAUUAUUGACCUUCAUUCUCAAAUAUUGCUUCCUGGGUUUAUUAACACGCAUGUCCACACUUCUCAGCAGCUCGCGAGAAGCAUAGCCGACGAUGUGGAUUUGAUGACUUGGUUGCACCAUCGUAUUUGGCCCUACGAAUCCACCAUGACUGAGGAAGAUUCCUAUGUUUCCUCUUUGCUUUGUGGUAUAGAACUCAUUCACUCGGGUGUAACAUGCUUCGCUGAGGCAGGGGGACAACAUGUAUCUGGAAUGGCCAAGGCCGUAGAGUUGUUGGGUCUGCGGGCGUGCUUAACUCAGUCAAUAAUGGAUUGUGGGGAAGGAUUGCCAGCUCCUUGGGCUGCUGUAACCACUGAUGAUUGCAUUCAGUCUCAAAAGGAGCUUUACAAGAAGCACCACAACACAGCAGAUGGGCGCAUCAGAGUUUGGUUUGGUAUCAGACAAAUUAUGAAUGCAACAGAACGCCUAUUGAUCGAAACACGGGACAACGCAAUAAAACUAGAAACAGGGAUCCACAUGCAUGUUGCAGAGAUACCCUAUGAGAACCUCAAAGUGAUGAACGAACGAAAAGUUGAUCAUGGAACCGUUACUUACCUGGAUAAAAUACGGUUCCUCGGAAACAAUUUACUUUCUGCACAUACUGUCUGGGUCAAUGACAAUGAGGUGAGAAGUUGUAGUUUUCUUUCAAGGAAUGGGGUCAAAGUAUCCCACUGUCCUGCUUCUGCAAUGAGAAUGCUUGGAUUUGCACCUAUUAGAGAGAUGCUUGAUGCUGGUAUUUGUGUUUCCAUUGGAACAGAUGGAGCUCCGUCAAAUAAUAGAAUGAGCAUAGUUGAUGAGAUGUACCUUGCAUCACUCAUUAAUAAAGGCCGGGAAGUGUUUGUAAAUGGAACAACCAAUCCCUCUGUUCUUCCUGCUGAAGUAGUUCUACAAAUGGUGACAAUAAAUGGUGCAAAAUCAGUGCUUUGGGAGAAUGAAAUAGGAUCACUUGAAGUUGGGAAGAAGGCGGAUAUGGUUGUGAUCAAUCCUUCCUCUUGGUCCAUGGUUCCUGCCCAUGACAGUAUUUCAUGCCUUGUCUACAGCAUGAGGACUGAAAAUGUUGUCUCUGUAAUGUGCAAUGGCCGGUGGAUAAUGAAAGACAAGAAGAUCGUUAAUGUAAACGAGGAAGAUGUAAUAUUGAUGGCAAAAAAGGCUUGUAAGGAACUGGUUGAGAGAGCAGGAAUAAGAAUUCCGAACAGAAUGAACUUCAUCUAAUCGCCAGCAGGUUAUGUUCAGUUUCUUGGUUUUGAUUUUGAUCAAACUGUUUAAGCUUUGCGUAUGGAACUGAUGCUUUGUUGUGUUUAAGUGUUUGAAUGAAUUGAUAUCUUUGAGUUAUGUAUUAGCCACUUUAUCAUUAAGUUUCUCUAUACAAACUCAUCCAUUUAAGGAGUUUUGAGUA